CCCCCUUUUCAAUUAUCUGCUACUUUAUCUUGUACAUCAAUCAAUUUACUUCCUUUGAUAUCCCUUUUUUUCUUUAUUUUUUAUUCUCGAUCUAUAUUACUGUUCAGUUUGUAGCUUCAAGCUAAGAGAAAUAAUAUCCAAACAGCAAUAAUGUCUGAGAUGAAAGACAAAUUGAAAGGAUUCAUGAAGAAAGUCAACACCCAAUUCUCAUCAUCUUCUUCUUCAUCUGGUAAAUUCAAGGGCCAAGGUAGAGUCUUGGGUUCUUCUUCCUCUGGUCCCGUUAAUAAUCCCACCCUUACCCGUCCCACUCAAUCUCCAAAGCCUAUCCUUUCUUCUUCCUCUUCCAAUUCUAAGCCUGUAGUACCUUCAAAACCACCAAAUUCUGAUCAAGAUAAGCCCAGUUCUGCCCAUUAUCCUGAACCAACUGACAAACCGGGAACUGGGUUUGAUCCUUACGAUUCAUUUAUCACUUCUAGCAAGGUAUCCAAAAAUGGGUUCACUUUAAAUGUGUUUGAGUGUCCGAUUUGCGGCGCUUCUUACAAGUCCGAAGAGGAGGUGUCUAUACAUGUAGAAACUUGCAUUGAUACUAAUUCAUUGGAUAGGAAAGGGAGUGAUGGUGAUCCAGGAUCCAAUGAGAAUGUGUUGACAGAGUCUAGAAGUGAAUUAGAGGUUUGUGUUGGUUCAUUUCUUUCAAGUAAGCCACCAGAAGGGUCAAUUGAGGUGGUUCUCAAGUUGCUGAGGAAUAUAGUGAAGGAACCUGGGAACUACAAGUUUAGGAGGAUUAGGAUGGGUAAUCCGAAGAUAAGGGAAGCAGUUGGUGAGGUAGCAGGAGGAGUUGAACUAUUGGAAUUUGUUGGAUUUGGAUUGAAGGAGGAAGGAGGGGAAAUGUGGGCAGUCAUGGAAGUUCCUAAAGAGGAGCAGAUUAGUUUGAUCAAUAAGGCAGUAAUGCUGUUGGAACCAGGAAAUAUGGAACAAUUCAAAAAAAGUGAAAAUAUCCCCCAUGCAUCUCCUGUUGAGAAAGAGGAAAGCGUUGAGCCGAAGAAGAUAGACAGAAAGAUCCGGGUCUUUUUCUCUGUUCCCGAGAGUGUAGCUGCUAAAAUUGAGCUACCGGAUUCUUUCUAUAACCUAUCAAUUGAAGAGGUGAAGAGAGAAGCAGAGAUGAGAAAGAAAAAGAUUGCUGAAUCCCAGCUAUUAAUCCCUAAAUCUUACAAGGAAAAGCAGGCGAAAGCAACUAGGAGAAGGUAUAGAAGAACAAUCAUUCGCAUCCAGUUUCCUGAUGGAGUGGUGCUUCAAGGAGAAUUUGCUCCUUGGGAGCCAACUAGUGCCCUGUACGAGUUCGUGAGCUCAGCACUGAAGGAACCCUGCCUGGAGUUCGAGCUGUUUGAUCCUGUGGUGGUUAGAAGGCGGGUAAUCCCUUCGUUUCCAGCAGCAGGGGAGAAAGCCAGGACGCUAGAGGAAGAAGAUUUGGUUCCCUCAGCACUAGUGAAGUUCAAGCCUGUUGAAACAGAUUCCAUCGUUUUCACAGGGCUUUGUAAUGAGCUCCUAGAGAUCAGUGAACCCCUUGAGUCAUCUGCUCCGGCGUAAGCUUUGAUCAAAAUUUCCGUAUUUCUUGGGAAAAUAGAGUAUUACUGAAAUUUUAUAAGUUGCUCUUAAAGCUGU
This is a messenger RNA of Hibiscus syriacus, 1659 nucleotides long. RefSeq names its product plant UBX domain-containing protein 2-like. Gene Ontology annotation, molecular function: protein binding. Lineage: Eukaryota; Viridiplantae; Streptophyta; Magnoliopsida; Malvales; Malvaceae. The record is from RefSeq and is a predicted model, not a curated record. The transcript has 3 exons. Gene Ontology annotation, biological process: defense response to fungus. The coding region runs from base 151 to 1584 and encodes 477 amino acids.